AUGUCCCCCCCCACCGCCCUCGCCGACGACGACGACGACCGCGGCCCGCUCGCGUACAACGAGGAGACCGGCGAGGCGAGAGACCCGAUCGCGUUCAGGGACGCGCUCAUCGCGGACCCGGAGAAGCUCGCGGCGAUCGAGGCGGACAAGGAGCUCGCGGCCGCGCUCCUCGGCGACGACACCGCGAAGAUCCAAGCGACGCUCAUGCGGCUCUUCGACCUCACGAAGAAGCGCGAAGACCGCGAGAACACGCAGAUGCUAAACUCCCCGGAUCUCCUCCGAAGCGGCUGCACCGUGCCGCGCGACCCGACGGCGCUGUACAAGCAGAUGCGCAAGGUGGGGCUGGAGUACGGCCCGAGGUUUCGGCUCCUCACGCAGGUGUGGAUCCCGGAGGAAACCGCGCGUUUACAACGCGCCGCCGCCGAGGAACGCGGCGACAUCUGA
Messenger RNA from Micromonas pusilla CCMP1545, 444 nucleotides. RefSeq lists its product as uncharacterized. The transcript has a single exon. Lineage: Eukaryota; Viridiplantae; Chlorophyta; Mamiellophyceae; Mamiellales; Mamiellaceae. The record is from RefSeq and is a predicted model, not a curated record. The coding region runs from base 1 to 444 and encodes 147 amino acids.